UCAGAUGGACAGAGACUUGGGACCAAGGGAUGCUGGAACCUUCCGCUUGGAUAUGUACCACUCUCUCACGGAGAUUUACGGCUACUUCGACUCGACUGUUCAGAAGCAUCCAAAUAUUUCAACGAGGCUAACUAUAGGGAAAACAGCAGAGGGAAAUGCCAUUCGGGGACUCAAGGUCAGCUCCGGUGGGAACUCAACACGACCGGCGAUCUGGCUAGACGGCGGUAUUCACGCCCGGGAAUGGAUAUCAACAGCCACAGCUCUGUACCUAAUCGAUACUCUACUCAGUGCCUAUGGCAGCGACGACGAGGUUACGAAGAUGGUGGAUACCUUUGACUGGUACAUUUUCCCGGUGAUCAACGCUGACGGCUACAAGUACACCUGGUCAACGCAUCGCCUCUGGAGAAAAAAUAGGGUGAGAAACUUCGGGAGCCUUUGUCGAGGUGUCGACCCCAACAGGAAUUUCGAUGCCCGCUUUGGUUUGACUGGAUCAAGCGCUAACCCGUGCGCGGAGAACUUCGCGGGGACAUUUCCUUUUUCAGAAGCUGAAAGUAGAGCCAUUCGAGAUGGGAUUGAAAAUGUCAAGGACCGACUUCAGGUGUACAUCAACCUCCAUUCGUACGGGCAGAUUGUCAUGAUACCGUACGGAUAUUCAAAGGGCUACACAAGUGAUUACAAGAGCCAGUAUGCGACACUCGAGAAGUUCGUGACAAGCAUUCGAAAAAGAAACAACGCAUAUUAUCGCCAUGGAACAGCCGGACAAACACUGUAUGUCACAGCUGGAGCUGCUCUGGAUUGGGUCUACGACAGGGCAAAGGUGAAACACUCGUUCGUCGUAGAGCUCCGCGAUCGAGGUCUGUUCGGUUUCAUCUUGCCGCGGGAGUUCAUUAUACCGACUGCAGAAGAAAUGCUCGACGGCCUCAAGGGUCUUACGGCGCACAUUAUGGCCACGGAACUCAACCUGUAA
Messenger RNA from Ornithodoros turicata, 967 nucleotides. RefSeq names its product carboxypeptidase A2-like. The coding region runs from base 5 to 967 and encodes 320 amino acids. NCBI's taxonomy places the organism in Eukaryota, Metazoa, Arthropoda, Arachnida, Ixodida, Argasidae. The record is from RefSeq and is a predicted model, not a curated record. Gene Ontology annotation, molecular function: zinc ion binding; metallocarboxypeptidase activity. Gene Ontology annotation, biological process: proteolysis. The transcript is spliced from 7 exons.